GGCAGAUCCUGCACAGAGCGCGUACGCGUCUCCAGCUCGGACAAACACCGGGAAAGCAAGCCCGACGGGAUACUACGCGAGAUGAGGGCUCCGUUACAAACAUCUGUGUGAUUUCCAAACCAGGAGCGAAAGCGUUGAUGUGAAGUUUCACGCAGCUCUCCGUUGAGUUGAGAUGAAGAUCUGAGCCGCUGUGAGAGAAGGAACUUUGCGUCUUCGCGCACCCGGACGCCCUGCGGGGACAUCGGGCGCUUCAGUGAUCAGAGGACUGAACUUCUUUUCUGUAUUUUGGGGCUUUCUAGCUUACUCUGACAGAGUAGACACAGAAGGGAUCCUUUGGUGCGGAUUGUUGAAGCAUCUCCAGUUCGUGGAUGGAAUAACUCAUAAUGGAAGGGCAAUGAGACCUCUUUCUUCUGCUGCUGCUGGGCAAUAAUCCGGACUACCGCGCCAACAGGAUGCAGGAGCGGGCGCUGCAGAGGGCGUUUGCGUGGAUCGUACUGGUAUUUUUGGCCCUUGUGUUGUUUUGGGGUCAUUUGUCUGAAGCCUCUUCUCACCGCAGUCACAUCGUGCACGUGAAGGCUGGCACAUGUGAGGUGAUCGCAGCCCAUCGCUGCUGUAACAGAAAUAAGAUUGAGGAGCGAUCGCAGACGGUCAAGUGUUCCUGCUUCCCAGGACAAGUGGCAGGAACGACGAGAGCUGCACCCUCCUGUGUGGACGCAUCUAUAGUAGCUCAGAAGUGGUGGUGUCAAAUGCAGCCAUGUUUGGAUGGUGAGGAGUGUAAAGUCCUGCCCGACCUCACAGGCUGGAGCUGCAGCACGGGCAACAAGGUGAAGACAACCAAGGUGACGCGAUAGUUCCAAGCAACAAUGUCCUGGGACAAAAGAGCUGAAAAUGGAGACUAACUAGAGUCAGCAUUGAGCUUCAGCGAACAGGAUCUAUCAGUAUUAGUCAUAUGAAGAUUAUCUGCAAUCAGGAACAGACUGAUCUCCACCAUAAACAUUAGGACCAUCCUAAAGUUAAUGUGCCCUCCUCAACGGACCCCCUGGCCUUCCGGACGCUCGAUCUUCCGAAUGUGGAUCAAUAGACGCUGGAAUGGGUUGGCUGGGGGGGGCCAAUGUUCAUUUGCAGUUUAUUUGUUUUAUACAGAAGGUUUGGAUCACCUACACCAGUGCAGCCCAGUGGAGUUUAAGCUCUUCAGUAACAUGCUCUCCUUCAUUGUCCUUCAGUUCUCCCCACAAUUCCAUGAUUAUCCCUGCUCUACCUGAUCAUAAGGUCCAAUUAUUCCUUGUGGAAUCAGCAUUUAAACGUCUGGACUUCUAACGGACUCAUCUGUAUAGUCUUUAUUUCUAAAUGAAAAGCUUUUCAGCCCCACAGUCUGAAACAACAGAUUAGAUGUACAAGUAUAUUCUAGAUAAUGUAAAAGUGUAAAAGAUUAAAGUGUUAUUCUCAAAAACAAGAGAAAUAAAGUUUAACGGUUAUCACUUUUAUUAUUAUCAAUGUUUUUAUCCAGCCUGGUAACUGCUAUUGA
Messenger RNA from Danio aesculapii, 1525 nucleotides. It is a transcript of the gene tafa3b, whose product is annotated as TAFA chemokine like family member 3b. The transcript has 5 exons. Gene Ontology annotation, molecular function: receptor ligand activity. Lineage: Eukaryota; Metazoa; Chordata; Actinopteri; Cypriniformes; Danionidae. The record is from RefSeq and is a predicted model, not a curated record. Bases 453 to 851 code for a protein of 132 amino acids.